GUAUAAUACAGUAUGAAAAGUGAUGAUAAAUGCGUUGGUAACUAUGUAUUAUGUAUAAAUUUGCCCUAUUUAAACCACGCCACGAAUCCAAUGAGACACAACCUACAAACUCUCAAGCUCCAUUCCUCCCUUCCCUGUAUAUUUGUUCUACCUCGUUGUCCUUUUUAUAGUUUUUUUACAAGGAACAAACUGGAAACCACUUGCAUUAUAUCACUGGCGUUAGUGCUUCAUUGACUACACUGUCUCCGUACGAAAGUGUCCAGGUCCUGUGCAAUGAAGGGAAAUCGUUCCUUCAACAGCUUUCUCCUGUUAGUUUUGACGGUGAUGAUGAUCUUCCACCGUGAAAUUUGCCAUGCUCGGCCUGACCUUGGCGGCAGUACAUUUUCCUUCGUUCAAACAAGAGGAACCAACUUUGUCAUGAAUGGAAAGCCGUUUUACCUGAAUGGCUUCAAUGCUUAUUGGAUGAUGAUGUUUGCAUCUGACCCUUCUACAAGGAUCAAGGUCACAGACACUUUUCGAGAAGCCUCAAAGUAUGGCAUGAAUGUAGCAAGAGUUUGGGCUUUCAACGAUGGUGAUUACAAGCCCCUUCAGAAUUCUCCUGGUUCUUACAAUGAGGACGUGUUCAAGGGACUGGACUUUGUUGUAGCUGAAGCUAAGAAGUAUGGGAUUCACUUGAUUCUGAGUUUGGUGAAUAACUUCAAAGAUUUCGGAGGAAAAGAUAAGUAUGUUCAAUGGGCAAAGCAACAAGGUCAGAGCCUGAGCAAUGAAGAUGAUUUUUAUACAAACUCUCUCGUCAAACAAUACUACAAGAAUCAUGUUAAGGCAGUGCUCACGAGAAUCAACACGAUUACCGGGGUGGCAUAUAAAGACGAUCCUACAAUUUUUGCUUGGGAACUCAUGAAUGAACCCCGUUGCCCUAGUGACCCUUCUGGAGCUAACCUUCAGAACUGGUUAAAAGAAAUGGCUGCACAUGUCAAGAGCAUUGAUAAUCAUCAUCUACUGGAAAUAGGUCUUGAAGGAUUUUAUGGGGAAUCGAUGCCAGAGAAGAAACAAUACAAUCCAAAUAGCUCUCCUAUUGGGACUGAUUUCAUUUCUAAUAAUCAGAUCCCCGACGUCGAUUUUGCUACUAUUCAUCUGUACCCUGAACAAUGGUUACCAUCAACAAAUUCAAGCGAAGAGGCCCAGCUUGCUUUUGUAGACAAAUGGAUCCAAGCCCAUAUCCUGGACUGUAAUUCACUACUGAGAAAACCACUUCUGAUAGGAGAGUUCGGCAAGUCUUUCAAGUUGCCUGGAUACAGCUUGGAAAAGAGAAACUACUAUUUCCAAAAGAUUUACGGUGCUAUCUACAACAGUGCUAGAAGUGGGGGGUCAUGUGCUGGUGGGCUCUUUUGGCAACUCUUCAGCCUUGGAAUGGAUAACAUGGGAGAUGGCUAUCAAGUUGUUUUGGAACAGAGCCCUUCUACUGCUCAUGUCAUUGCUCAGCAGUCUCAGAAGCUAUCAUCUCUCACUUGAAGAUGACAGAGGGAUACCUUAGGUAUUAAUGUACAACAGGCGGAAUCGUGAGAUGAGUUUAGUUGAACAAA
This is a messenger RNA of Theobroma cacao (cacao), 1583 nucleotides long. It is a transcript of the gene MAN1, whose product is annotated as Glycosyl hydrolase superfamily protein. NCBI's taxonomy places the organism in Eukaryota, Viridiplantae, Streptophyta, Magnoliopsida, Malvales, Malvaceae. The record is from RefSeq and is a predicted model, not a curated record. Gene Ontology annotation, biological process: polysaccharide catabolic process. Gene Ontology annotation, molecular function: mannan endo-1,4-beta-mannosidase activity.